CAACGACAGCACACCAUCGACAUAAACCAUCAAGCAUCGCAAACCUUUUGGACAGCAUCAAAAUUACCGAGUACGAUGUGCGACCACUGCAGCGCUUACAAACCCCUGUUGGAGAAACCGCCGACAGCAUCGUUCUACCCGAGCCCGAGCGCCGGCCCGAGCCCGAGCUUAUACGUAGGGCCACCCUCUUAUACACCUGCCACGGCAGCCGUCUCCGUCGUUGACGGCGGUUGCUGCAGUUGGACGCGGGACUGUUGCGGCGGUGGUUGUUGCGCCGGGGUUCGAUGCUGCAUGCCUCCGGAACCUCUUCUGGACCCUGCGGGCCCUAUGGAACAGAAACUGUCGAGCGGAUACAGGCUGCCGCCAGCUUGCGAUCAGUCGGGAAUGUCUGGCUACCCUUCGAUGAUGGCUGCUG
Messenger RNA from Megalopta genalis, 415 nucleotides. Lineage: Eukaryota; Metazoa; Arthropoda; Insecta; Hymenoptera; Halictidae. The record is from RefSeq and is a predicted model, not a curated record.